This is a messenger RNA of Mercenaria mercenaria, 1520 nucleotides long. RefSeq names its product palmitoyl-protein thioesterase 1-like. Bases 51 to 956 code for a protein of 301 amino acids. Gene Ontology annotation, biological process: protein depalmitoylation; receptor-mediated endocytosis. Gene Ontology annotation, molecular function: palmitoyl-(protein) hydrolase activity. Gene Ontology annotation, cellular component: lysosome. NCBI's taxonomy places the organism in Eukaryota, Metazoa, Mollusca, Bivalvia, Venerida, Veneridae. The record is from RefSeq and is a predicted model, not a curated record. The transcript has 10 exons.
UAAUAACAAAGUGGUGUGCCUUCUCCCAGUUCAAGUCAUAUGAUACGAAAAUGGCUGCUGACAUGAAAAUUCUCGCUGCGGUGUUUUUGUUCUGUUUCGCUGACUGUGCAUCUGUCUCAAACGGUCCAGUGCCAGUAGUAAUCUGGCAUGGCAUGGGUGACAGCUGCUGUAACCCACUCAGUAUGGGCUCCAUAAAAAGACUCAUAGAGAAAAAUAUCCGAGAUGUGUAUGUAAGGUCUCUUGAAAUAGGAUCCAGUAUUGAAGAGGAUACCUUGAAUGGUUUCUUCAUGAAUGUGAAUGACCAAAUCAACAUGGUGUGUCAGAAGCUUGCUACAGACAAGAAACUUCAGGCAGGAUACAAUGCUAUAGGAUUUUCUCAAGGGGGACAAUUCUUGAGAGCUGUUGCGCAGAGAUGCCCAACACCGCCUAUGCUUAACCUGAUCUCAGUUGGUGGACAACACCAAGGAGUGUUUGGCUUUCCUCAUUGUCCUGGGGAUAAUGAAACCUUAUGUGAAUAUGUGAGGAAACUGCUAAAUUUUGGAGCCUAUGUUGAUGAAAUCCAAGAUCGACUGGUUCAGGCAGAGUACUGGCAUGAUCCACUCAAUGAGGAUGAGUACAGGACAAAAAGUGUCUUCCUGGCUGAUAUCAAUCAAGAACAGUCUGUCAAUCAAACAUACAGGAACAACCUGAUGAAGCUGAAGAAUAUGGUACUUGUUAAGUUUCUGCAAGACACUAUGGUGGAGCCAAGAGAAAGUGAAUGGUUUGGUUAUUAUGUGCCAGGACAGGACAAGAAACUUUACACAUUGUUUGACAGUCCUCUCUACACACAGGACAAGCUUGGCUUGAAGAGCCUAAAUGCAACAGGACGCCUUCACUUCCUCACUUCAAACACAGACCACCUGCAGUUUACAGAGCAAUGGUUCAUUGAUAAUAUCCUUGAUAAAUUUUUGAAGUAAAAUUUAUCAGCAAAGAUGCUUUCAGUCACUAGCCUUACAGCAACAACUUUCAUUAUCUUAACUGAUCUAAGAUAUGCAAAAUGGAACAGGAAAUUGUAUUGAAUAGUAUACUUAAUCUAAAAUCAAACAUUUGCCUAGAUGAAGUUCAGAAUAAGCAGUUGACAGAGGCUAAUUUUCCUGCACAUUUUAUCACAUUUUUCAGUAUUAAUUUUGCUGUGUUGAAUUGAUUGUUAAUGCUGUGAUUAAACUUGCUUUUGGAUCAUUUUGGUGAUAAUUCUGAAUGACUAUAAUUACUAAUCGUUAGAUUUGAAAUUUGAAACUGAUUUCUUAGAAAUGUGUCAAAAUUCGUCAACAUUUACGUUAAAACCAUGUUGACAGGGUAGAUAAUUUGUUAUGAAAGUUAACUUAAUAUAUAUAUAAUUUUGAAGUUUAAUUUGUAAAUUUGUAAGUGAAAUUUGACUGACUAUAAAACAAAAUUAAUAUGCUUCGCAAAAGUUUAUACAUGUACAUUUAUAAAUAUUUUUAAAAGUCUUUCCCACCAAAUAGAUGAAGUAAAUUUUGAAU